ACAAACCCAUCAUUGCACUACGUUGACGCUAAUCCCUAACCUAUCCGGUUUCUCUGGAGUUCAUGUCCUUUCUGAUUUGAACGGGUAUUGAAUACAAAACAAAAUAUAAAGACGCCCAAGAAUGUCUUUCUGUCAGUUUAACGGUGGCGAGAUUUACAAGGAGCAUUUCCAGCCAGGUGUGUACGUCUGCUCCACCUGCAGCCACCCUCUGUUUACCAGUCGCUCUAAAUUCGCCCAUUCCUCCCCAUGGCCUGCCUUCACCGAGACCAUCAGGGAGGACAGCGUGACCAGGAUGAUGGAGUCCCUCACCGCUUUUAAGGUCCUGUGUGGCAAGUGUGGCAACGGACUGGGUCAUGAGUUUGUGAACGAUGGACCGGAGCAGGGUCUAUCGCGCUUCUGAAUAUUCAGCCACUCGCUGAAGUUCGUCCCCAAUAAAGGCAAAGGGGGCGACCAAUAGGGUGUGAUUGUGACCGAGAAUGCUAGCCACCUAGGUGCUAGCCAGAGGCUCCAGAAGCCCCCCAGGGUCGCGGUCAGCCCAUGACGUGGACAGAGGGAAACGGCCUGAGAAGGAGCUCCUGUCCACCGACCUUGUUCUGUGACCGGCCUGACCCUGGGGACCAGAGAGGAGGAGGAGGAGGAGGAGGAGGAGGAGGAGGAGGAGGGCGCAAGAUAUUGGAAGUGUGAUUGUGAUGUUCCAUGAAGUUGUGUUUUGCAAUGGCAAUAUGAAUGGGCGAAGAACACAUGGAAAAGUUGGCAUGAUAUUAUUUUUGUAUGGGUGCAUGUGAGAAGUAAUAGAAAUGCCAACUUUAUCAUCACGUUGUUUGUAUGGAUUAAUAUUGUUUCUAACCUGUUGACAUUUUGCAUGACAACACAAUUUCGAUGUUUCAAAUAGAAAUUGCAUUUUAUUUUAUUAUGUUGAAUGGAUCUAACUUGAAGUAUUUUCACACCAUUAAAUGACUAUAACCACUUACAAACCUGACCAUGUCAGUAUUAACUUUGCAUAAUUUUGUUAGUUACUUUCGAGGUUGCGGGUAAAUGUUUGCUGUAAUGGCGCUGAGUAGCCACUAGGUGGAGACCAACUCCUGGAUCUGAGGUCUAACGGUAUUUAUGUUUUUAGGCUCCCUGCUUCUGUUGCACAUGUUAGUUGGUCAGAAACGCUGUUUUACCAUAACCUGUAACAUCAACCUUACAACUAGUACCAAAUAAAGACAUCACAUUUCGCCUUA
Molecule: messenger RNA, 1226 nt
Organism: Gadus macrocephalus (Pacific cod)
Lineage: Eukaryota; Metazoa; Chordata; Actinopteri; Gadiformes; Gadidae
Gene: msrb1b
Product: methionine sulfoxide reductase B1b
Exons: 4
Molecular function (GO): peptide-methionine (R)-S-oxide reductase activity
Source: RefSeq, a predicted model, not a curated record